AUGUUGCUUUGCUGGAGUUAGUUAGUUAGUGCUUUAAAGAGGAGGUCGCCUUAGAUACAGCAGACAGACUUGCAUGUACCCCCAGAGAGGAAGAAGAGGCAGACUACUGCAUACCUGUUUUACACGUGGAACUAUUUACAUGUCCGAUUUUUGUUUUCACACGGAUUGUUUACGGUAAUGGUCAAAAUAAUGAGUAUUUACCUUUGUGUCUUCAUAGUUUUAGUCUUUCUAAUAUGGAUAAAACUCAUUUACCAUCGUCAGCGGCGAGCUUUGACGAAGUCGUUGAAACAUUUAUGGAGCAGAGAAACUGACUGGUCUGACAUCAGAGCUCUGGUUGUCACUGCGCAUCCGGAUGAUGAAUGUAUGUUCUUCGCGCCAACGAUUAUACGACUCGUGGAGUUGAAUGCCAGCGUUCAUUUGCUGUGUUUAUCUGAAGGAAACUACUACAAUCAAGGAGAACAACGUAAACAAGAACUUCUCAACAGCUGUGCCGUGUUGGGAAUACCGGCCUCCAGAGUCACCAUAGUCAACCAUAAAAAACUUCCAGACAACCCCAAAGCUGAAUGGAGCAUCUCUUUGGUCUCCUCUGUAAUUGUGAAGCACAUUAGUGCCCACUCCUUCAACAUGGUGCUGACCUUCGAUGGAAGAGGAGUGAGUGGCCAUGCCAAUCACGUAGCCAUCCAUAAAGCUGCGAGCCACCUUGCUUCCACUGGACAAGUACCCAACGACUGCUGUUUGCUCUCCCUGGUGACCGUCGGCCUCCUCAGGAAGUAUAUCUCCUUCCUGGAGCUCCCCCUCAGCUGGCUGCUGUCCUCAUGUCUCUGCUGCAUUAUAGGCUCACGAGGCUACAGCAAAGCCAAAGCUGCAAUGCUCUGUCAUCGCUCUCAACUCCUGUGGUUUCGGCAUCUGUACAUCACCUUCUCGCGCUACAUGUUCAUAAACACGUUCCGGGUGAUCCCACAAGGACCAAAGAACCUGAAGAUCUAUUAAAAGUUUGUUCCAUCCGGAUGCACUGAUUGUUACACUGUUAGGUGUCGAGCUGUUUACACAUCUAAUGAGCUGUUGUGCUCACAGUGAAUAAAAAUGUAUUGAGAGUGUAUUGGCUAAAGUAGCCUGAAUGCUGUCUUUCACAAGACAUCCAGAAAAGAAGAAAGAAGAAAUGUUGAAUUCCCUUUUUGCUAUAGAAAUGUCUUUAUUGUUUUCAGUCAUUACACUGUAGAAAAACACUAAGGUUGGAAACAUUUUCCAAAUUACUGUACAGUAUCUCUGAUGUACUACUGAUUAAAACAAGAUGUGAUUCUUA
Molecule: messenger RNA, 1303 nt
Organism: Paralichthys olivaceus (Japanese flounder)
Lineage: Eukaryota; Metazoa; Chordata; Actinopteri; Pleuronectiformes; Paralichthyidae
Gene: pigl
Product: phosphatidylinositol glycan anchor biosynthesis, class L
Biological process (GO): GPI anchor biosynthetic process
Cellular component (GO): endoplasmic reticulum
Molecular function (GO): N-acetylglucosaminylphosphatidylinositol deacetylase activity
Source: RefSeq, a predicted model, not a curated record